UCCGUAUCAUCUUCAAAUUGCACUGCUUUCAUUCUCCUUCCUUCAUAGCUCCUCUUUUUUUUCUUUUUCUUUUUUGAGUUUUCAUCAUCAAAAUUCAAAAAGAACCCUUUUCCUUGAAGAACCAGAGAAUAAAAAAUGGCAGGACUCACAGCACCUUCAGAUUAUUCCAAAGAGCCUCCUCGUCACCCUUCUCUUCAAAUUAACGCCAAGGAACCCUUUAAUGCGGAGCCACCUCGUUCUGCUUUGAUUGCGUCGUAUGUUACUCCUCCGGAUUUCUUUUACAAGAGGAAUCAUGGCCCAAUACCCAUCGUUGAGGACAUAGACAGAUAUUGCGUAUUAAUUUCUGGUUUGGUGGAAAAUCCAAAACAGCUUUUCAUGAAAGAUAUCAGGAUGCUGCCUAAGUAUAAUGUCACUGCCACAUUGCAGUGUGCAGGUAAUCGAAGGACUGCUAUGAGCAAGACCAAAACAGUGAAGGGAGUUGGCUGGGGUGUUUCUGCAAUUGGAAAUGCUGUUUGGGGUGGUGCCAAAUUGACUGAUGUUCUUGAACUUGUUGGAAUUCCAAAGUUGACAAGUGCUACUCAAUUUGGUGGAAAACAUGUUGAGUUUGUAAGCGUUGAUAAGUGUAAGGAGGAAAAUGGAGGCCCAUACAAGGCAUCGAUACCACUCAGCCAGGCCACUAAUCCUGAAGCAGAUGUUCUACUUUGUUAUGAAAUGAAUGGAGAAACUCUUAACAGGGAUCAUGGGUACCCAUUACGUGUGAUUGUUCCUGGUGUCAUUGGAGCUCGGUCUGUUAAAUGGCUGGAGGCUAUCAAUAUCAUUGCAGAAGAAUGCCAGGGUUUCUUCAUGCAAAAGGACUACAAAAUGUUUCCACCAUCAGUGAAUUGGGAUAAUAUCAAUUGGUCAAGCAGGAGGCCCCAAAUGGAUUUCCCUGUUCAGUGUGUUAUAUGCUCUCUAGAAGAUGUGAGCACAAUAAAGCCUGGGAAGGUAAAAAUUAUUGGAUAUGCAGCAUCAGGUGGUGGCAGAGGCAUUGAGAGAGUUGAUGUGUCUGUUGAUGGAGGCAAAACUUGGAUGGAAGCCUCAAGAUUUCAGAAAAGUGGCGUUCCCUAUUUACCAGAUGAUGCCAACAGUGAUAAAUGGGCAUGGGUGCUAUUUGAGGUCACAGCUGAUAUUCUUCACAGCACUGAGAUUAUUGCAAAAGCGGUAGAUUCAGCUGCAAAUGUUCAACCUGAAAAGGUUGAAGACAUUUGGAACCUCCGAGGGAUAUUAAACACUUCAUGGCAUCGAGUACAAGUUCAAGCAAGUCGCUCAAACUUAUAAAAGUAGUACCAAUUUUCAAGUCAAGCCUUUAUGACCCUUAUGCUUCCAACUUUAAUGUUUGGUUGUUUUUGAAGCUUCUUACUGAACAGGCAUCGCCAUCAGCUGUAUAAAAUUUUUUUAUAUAAAUGAACCACGGGGAA
Molecule: messenger RNA, 1457 nt
Organism: Gastrolobium bilobum
Lineage: Eukaryota; Viridiplantae; Streptophyta; Magnoliopsida; Fabales; Fabaceae
Product: sulfite oxidase-like
Exons: 12
Coding region: 136-1317 (393 amino acids)
Cellular component (GO): mitochondrion
Molecular function (GO): molybdenum ion binding; oxidoreductase activity
Source: RefSeq, a predicted model, not a curated record